Molecule: messenger RNA, 896 nt
Organism: Colletotrichum navitas
Lineage: Eukaryota; Fungi; Ascomycota; Sordariomycetes; Glomerellales; Glomerellaceae
Exons: 2
Coding region: 253-756 (167 amino acids)
Source: RefSeq, a predicted model, not a curated record
GAACUCCGCGGUGCUGGACCUUGUCAAUAUCGGAACGAAGGCAAACGUCCCAUCUCUUCCGUACCCCCCAACCAGAACAUCCUUGCCGUGGACCGGCCCCGGAAGCGCUUGCUCGUACAAGCCACCGUGAGGUGAAUGACAAGGCCGAGUCGUACAGAGUGCUUCAGUCAAUGACCAUUGCGCAGGCCUGAGCCGGCAACCCACCGCUGCCAGGAACCGCUCUGUGGAGUGAUUCCGUGAUUUCUUGGCAAGAUGGGACGGCCUCUGUCGACCACGGUGGUGGAUGAGGCUCAUCUACCAGUCGGCAGACACAGACUUUAUACCAACAACUGGACUGGGGAUGGGAAGGGUGUAGGCGAUGAUGGCGGAGCGAGUUUUUUUACAGGAUGGGAGCGGAAAUUGCAUAGCCAUUCGCAAAAGGAGGGGACUUUGCUCUGGCUGAGUGAAUUGGCGCCUUGGAUAGUGUUUGCAGGCGGACGGAGCAAGCAACACCAGCGAGUGUGUGAUUUUCUUGUUUGUCGAUGCCGGGUCUGUGGCUACACUACAGAAGCUGCAUUCGGCCAGUCAGCAAACCGUCGGACAGUGGCAAGGGGUCUGUCUUAUAUGGGCAAGACAGCGAGACCCGAGACACGGGAGAAGGCUGGCUGCCAAACCUGCAUCAAGUUUCUUUUCUGUCUUCUGGGCCGACGACGAUGCGUCCACAACCCUCGGUACGGUCACGUCACUAGACGGCUCGGUACCCAGGUACCUACCUAGUGAGCUUGGGCAGCAGUUGGUUCGUUGGUUUGGUACGGAUUCAUUCGACGGCAGAGGGACGAUUUCCAGCCAAGGGCAGCAAGCAUCAGUCGUCGCGCGGGCUCAGGGACUCCGGUGCAGUGUCCUGCAGGUCCAGUGGG